Molecule: messenger RNA, 1785 nt
Organism: Seminavis robusta
Lineage: Eukaryota; Bacillariophyta; Bacillariophyceae; Naviculales; Naviculaceae
Source: the annotation of a GenBank genome assembly
CGAGGGCUCGCUCAGUUUUUCGCCAGCUCUUUUUUGAAUGCAAAAGAUUGAGUGGCAGCCAACAGCCGACCAUGACGACAGAGGAAAACUCGGAGAAGAAAGAGGAGGUGACUACAACUACUGCUAUUGCUAGUGCUAGCAGUGGUAGAACAGAAGUAUACGAGAAACAGAAAAUGUACAUUCGUGGCGAUCCAGCGUUUGAAUGGGUUUCGCCGUUCUCUCCCGACCGCGUUGAUCCCCUCGUCAGUAAGAAAGUGGUGGAGUUUCCCACACGCAGUGAACUGAAAGCGGUGAUUCCUCCGCACUGCUUUGAGCGAUCUCUCUUUUGGAGUUUCUUCUAUGUCAUUAGGGAUAUCGUUCAAGGAAUCAUUGUGGUCUACUUGACGACACAAGUCUUUCAACUUUCCACGGAGCCACCUCAGUUUGAAGAAAACGCGUCCAUUGCGACCAAAGUCACCGCUUGGUUGGCGUGGAGACUAGCGUGGAAUAUCUAUGCCGGCGUCAUGGCAGCUGCUGCAGGAGGUCUCUGGGUGAUUGGACAUGAGUGUGGCCAUGGUGCCUUUAGUGACUACCAGUGGGUCAAUGGCCUUGUGGGAUGGACACUCCAUUCAGCCAUGUUGGUGCCCUACUUUAGCUGGGCGUUCAGUCAUGCCAAACAUCACAGGCGGACCAAUGACAUGGAGGAUGGAGAAACUCAUGUGCCUUGCACCUAUCAAGAUGUAGGAUUACUCAAACAAUCUACAUCUGCCGGUACUUCUACCUAUCAGAGAGCAUCUAUGAAACAAGUUCAAGAAAAAAUGGUGGGUUCUGGUGGACUCUACCAGGUCUUGUCCAAUUUUUUCUAUGCCAAUGCGCAACUACAAGAAAUGAUGGGAGACGAAUUCUUCUCCUUUUGUCUCCUCUACUUUCGACUGUUCUUCCUCUUUCAAUUCUAUCUCAUGGGCGCCAAGGCUGACGGAAAGGUACCCAAAACAAAGGGAAACUGGGAAGAUCAUUUCAGACCACAGUCGGAUUUAUUUCCUCCCAAAAUGAAGUGGAAAGUCAUUGCUUCCGAUAUUGGUUGUGGAAUCACUAUUUCCAUCUUGGCGGUCUGUUCUUAUUUCUACGGAUUCCGGGCCGUCUGGUUCUGGUAUUUUGGUCCCUACACUCACAUUCACAUGUUCUUGGUCGGUGUCACUUGGUUGCAGCACACCGAUCCAACCAUUCCUCAUUUUGACGAACAGAACUGGACAUGGAUGGUUGGAGCAUUGGCCGGGACCAUUGAUCGACCCAUGUAUGGAUGGGUCAAUUAUGGAAGUCACAACAUUUGUACCACUCAUGUUGUUCAUCAUUGCUUUCAUACCAUUCCACACUACCGGGCCCUCGAAGCCACCAAGGCCAUUCGAGACUUUCUAGAACCAAAAGGACUCUACAAUUACGAUCCAACUCCUGUGGAGCAUGCUUGCUUCAAAAUUGCCAAACGAUGCCAUUUUGUCGAUUCUCAUACGGACGGUGUUCAGUACUAUCAGUCCCUCAUGGAUGUGCCCAAGUCCACCACAACCAGCGCAGCCAAUACAGCAAACAAGGAAAAACAGAAUUAAGUGGACCAACCGAAUGAACGAAUGCAUGAGUAGCAAUCGAAAUGACUGCGCUAGACUAUUGGAAUAAUAGUAAUCUUGAGAAAAUAAAUGUGCGAAAUCGUUCGUUUCAUUGUGAAAAGUGUGGUCGACCUUUGAGUUUUCUAGGAUGACAUAGCUGCUAGCUAAGCAUACAGUACCGGUAGGUAUGGUACAUACCGGUACUGUA